AUGACCUCCUCCACUGAUGAUUCUGGUGACAUCUCUGCAGAGUUGUUAUGCCAAUCCACUACACCUACAAGCUCUGCAACUCAGACCAAAAGCAUGCCUGCACUGUCUCAAUCUGGUUCUACAAGUGCUCCUGACAUCCACACUUCCUGUCCAACUCAAGCCUCUAGAUCUGCCACAGGCAAGAAGAACUUGACAUGGUCAGGUGCCAAUGAUAUCUCCAAGAUGAUUUUCCCAGGUGCAUCUGUCGAUCCCAAUCGCAUCAAGUCAAAGCUGAGGUGGCUGCUAGAGACAUACUACAGGGAGAAGAAGAAGCUUUCACCCACUGGAGCUGGUACACUGCUGGAGGACAUGGAUGCAUCCAACCCAUCCUAUGUAUCUCGCAUUGCCCUGUCAACAAAGUAUGCUUGGUUUGAAAGGAUGCACAAGAUGAUGAAUGGCCGAUUCAAUGCUGAUCCCACAGCACUUAUCACAACUCCCAGUCUUGACUUCACCAGUGAUGACAAGCCUGACAUGCCUUCGAAUGGCUCAGCUGACAUACCCAUGGAUAUUUGUGGCAGCAAGCUGUACAAUCACAGUGCUCAUGGCCAUGGUUUGCCUCCUAUUCUUGACUUGAUCAAACCCACCAACCCCCCAGCUGCUGUUGCAUCCACUUCUGGUGCAUCCUUUGCUGGCACUGGUGAUGAUGACAUCUUUAACACAUCUUUGCCUCCACCUUUGCAGGCUCAACCACCUUCCUCCACUGCUGGCGGUUUGGAUGUCUCUGAUUCCACCUCUUCUCAAUCUUCAGCCCAGCUCUCUCCCAGCACCAAGCACAAGCGAGGUGCCCUUGAUCACAAGCAUGACACACUUGCUGAAGCUUUCUAUCAUUCUUCCAUUGAUACCCUUCAGAUCCACCUGCAGCUUGAACAGGAAUGCACCAGAUGCAAGAAAAUACUGGAGGCUGAGUGUACCAAGCAUGAGGAGAUGCACCUGCAUCAUGAGAGGGAGGAGAAAGAUCAUGAUGAAUGUGUUCACAUGUGUGAUCAUGAAAUGGUGAUGGAGAUGGUGUGCCUCCUUGCUUCUCAGGCCAGCAUCAAACAGGAUGCUUGUCAGAACACCAGCAACAACAACAACAACAUGGACUCUUCAUUCAAUCUUCCUGUCUUGUAG
Ustilago hordei is the source of this 1149-nucleotide messenger RNA. RefSeq lists its product as uncharacterized. NCBI's taxonomy places the organism in Eukaryota, Fungi, Basidiomycota, Ustilaginomycetes, Ustilaginales, Ustilaginaceae. The coding region runs from base 1 to 1149 and encodes 382 amino acids. The transcript is spliced from 3 exons. The record is from RefSeq and is a predicted model, not a curated record.